Molecule: messenger RNA, 989 nt
Organism: Raphanus sativus (radish)
Lineage: Eukaryota; Viridiplantae; Streptophyta; Magnoliopsida; Brassicales; Brassicaceae
Exons: 8
Coding region: 1-774 (257 amino acids)
Biological process (GO): vesicle-mediated transport
Cellular component (GO): membrane
Source: RefSeq, a predicted model, not a curated record
AUGUCGUGUGAAUUAGCGGAGUACAUCUCUGUGAUUCUUCUUUCUCCUUUGGUGCUUUCGAGAUUCCCGAAGGUUGCCAAUGAAGUUAAUUUUGCUACUGCUUUCCAGUCGCUGCUGCAUGUACUUUCUAUUUCUUGCUUGCUUGCUUAUAGUGUUGUUGUAUUGGCGUCGUCUGCUUUCCUUCGUUCUCAUCCUCCACGGCUAAGUUCUUCUUCUUCUGUCUACGAUACACUUGCCACCUUGUCACUUUUCUUGCUCAAACUCAAAACUGAAACAAUCGGUCAAACCAGUUAUAUUCAUCGUAUUUUGUUGUUGCUGUUGAAGCUGUUGGGAGGUAGACAAUGGCCUUCUUGGAGCGAGUUAAGGAAGGCUACCACUGCUAAACCCAACAGCCUGAACACAGAGUUUGGGUCUAAACUGAAGGAGCAUUUGCAGUACUGUGUGGAUCAUCCUGAAGAGAUCAACAAACUUGCUAAAGUUAAGGCUCAAGUGACUGAGGUGAAAGGGGUUAUGAUGGAGAACAUUGAGAAGGUCCUUGACCGUGGUGAGAAAAUUGAGCUUCUACUGGACAAAACUGAGGACCUUCGUUCACAAAGAGGAAACAAUGAAGAUGAUGAUAACAUGCCACCUGGCAAGCCAUCUCCUGAUGAGUAUGAAUCUGGAGGGGCCACUGGUAAUGUGCAUCAGCAGAUGCUAAGACGUUCCACUGGUACUGCGCGUAAGAAGAUGGGCGACUCACCGUCGAAGUUGGUCAAGAAGGUGCGCGUCGCUUGAUAUGUAGCAGCAAUAGAUUUAUGAUCAGACUCUCAGUCUUAAUAAUGCUUAUGAAUCUUUGUUUUAUUUCCCAUGUAUAUGGGCACUAAGUUUGCUUCAGACUAUCUUUAUUCAAGUUUAAAUUAUGAAGUUUUAUAUGCAUUCCGGCAUAAGUUGUUUUUGUUUCAUGUAGAUAUUUAGAUCCUAUUGGUUUAAUUUAGAGACUACCAUUUCUA